This is a messenger RNA of Xyrauchen texanus (razorback sucker), 3641 nucleotides long. Its product is annotated as dual serine/threonine and tyrosine protein kinase-like. Lineage: Eukaryota; Metazoa; Chordata; Actinopteri; Cypriniformes; Catostomidae. Gene Ontology annotation, biological process: protein phosphorylation. The coding region runs from base 572 to 3331 and encodes 919 amino acids. The record is from RefSeq and is a predicted model, not a curated record. The transcript is spliced from 14 exons. Gene Ontology annotation, molecular function: ATP binding; protein kinase activity.
CGCCCCGCCCACCGCGCGUCCCUCUCGCCAAAGGGACGAACAGCAGCAGCGGCGACUGGCAGCGAACAACUCCGAGUCUGAAUAAAUCACAACCGAACCUACAACCGGAUCUUCAGCCGCUCCACUGCCCCUGAUGAUCAGCGCUCGUCCACGGGGAAAACCCCACAAAACAGCCGCUAAACAGAACUAGCAACCCGGUUCGGCCUCCGGUCCGCCCUAGUGUGUGUGUGUGUGUGUGUGUGUGUGUCAGUUUGUUUGUCGAGGGGAACUCCACAUACUGGAUCUUCUGAACUUUGUUAUUUUAUUCAUUUAGUCUGGAUUAAGGGAGUCUGUUGUGUGUAUUGAUGUGUUGAUGCACUGACACAAGCACUGACAUACACACACGCACGCGCGUACACAUACAUGCGCACGCGCACUGGUGUUGUUGUGGUGGUUCGGUCCAGUUUGCAGUCGUCUGGGCGUCUCAGUAAACACCGAACUCGCGUUUGUGUAGUUGGACCUGUAGUUUGAAUGGAUAUGUGACCCACACAAACAGACACUGGUUCGGUCCGGGUUCUGGUCUUGGAUCAGGAUGGAAAACCCUCAGAAAUCAGGUCCACUGGUGCGAGAUCUGACUCGAACCUUCAGCCACUACAACAAACACAUCGUCUUCCUGAAGAAGAACCUGAAAGAGACCACCGUGUUCUUCCGAGAGAUCCGUCAGAACCAGAGCAACACCUGCGCCAGCACACCUGGACCUGCUGCGGGUGUAGAGACAGGUCAGCUCAGCGGUAUCUCAUUCCCACGUCAGAAGGAAGAAACCCUGCAGAAUGUUGUUGGGAGCACACCCUAUAUUUUCAUUCUGGGUCAGGACUGUGCGGCCCGGUACCAACUCCUGAACUGUCUGCUUGGAGAGAGGCUCCUCCCACUCGGGUCGGAGGCAGGCAGGGCCUGUGGGCCGGAGGGCGGGGCCUGCCGGAGGAGGAAGUUGUGUUUCACACAUGGUCGUCAGAGGCGGUUGAGUUUGGCGUUGUCGGGUCAGUACGAGCUUGUGCAUCAGUUAGCGGCUCACUGCGGUCGCUGGGAUACGGUGCCGUCUGAAGACCUGGAGAUCCAGGAGUGUGAAGAUGAUGCGCUGCGAUCGGCUGAGCUCGAGAUCACGCUUCAUCAUCCACUGCUGCAGGAGGUGAAGAUCAUGGUUCUUCCGUGUCGUAAUGUGCAGAGUGUCGACGGCGCGCUGGUUGACCGCAAACGCGGAAUCCUUCCCAUAGUCCUCUACGCCGUCAACAAAGACGUGUUGAGUCCGCAGCAGGUGAGCGAUAUCCAGAACGUGCGUGAGAUGCUGUCGUUCCCCGUCUGCUUCAUACGGAUCCCGAGCGGCCUGGCAGAAUCCGCGUCCCCAGAACCGACCCGCGGCAGUGACCGCGAGCGAGAGCGCAGUGCGCUGUACAAACAGCUCGUGUCUCUGAAGCUCAUCAACACUUUGGCAGGACCUUGCGCGUGUGGAGCGCCUGCGCAGACGCCUGGCGGAUCCGGCAAGAUGCAGAGCAGUCUGGGAGAGAGUCUGGAGCGUCUGCACCGCGUGCUGGUGCCGUUCACGCGACUCGUGUUGCAGAAUCAGCAGGUGGAGGCCGCAAACAUGCUGAACGACGUUCACUGCAGCUCUCUGGAUUUCUUCAUCAACCAGGCGUUUGACAUGCAGCGAGAUCUUCAGAUAACGCCUCGCCGUCUGGAGUACACCCGUGAGAAAGAGGGCGAGCUCUUCAGCUCUCUCAUGGCCAUCGCCAACCGCAAACAAGAGGAGAUGAAGGAGAUGAUCAUCAAGACUCUGAGCAGCAUGAAGGAGCAACUGCUGGAGGACGCCGCUAAUCUACAGUUCACAGAUAUCAUCAUGUCGUCUAACGGUGAUCCGGUGACUUCUAAAGACAUCAAGGUGUGUAUUAAUCAGAUUCAGGACCUGAUUGUGAACGGACUCAAUCAGGCCGUGGCUAAUAAACUCACCAGUUCAGUGAAUAUACUGCGAGAGAGUUUCGUGGGAACGCUGGAGAGAUGUCUCGCCAGUCUGGAGAAAUCCACCUCAGAGUCUUGUGUACACAACGUCACGUCCAACCACCUCAAACAGAUUCUGAACGCUGCGUAUCAUGUGGAGGUGACGUUUCAGUCGGGUUCUUCUGUCACAUGGAUGUUCUGGGAACAGAUUAAACAGAUCAUUCACAGGAUAUCGUGGGUGAAUCCUCCCUCCAUCACUCCGGAGUGGAAGCGUAAAGUGGCUCAGGACGCCAUCGAGAGUCUCAGCGCCGCUAAACUGUCCAAGAGCAUCUGUUCCCAGUUCAGAACACGCCUCAACAGCUCACAUGAAGCGUUCGCCGCCUCGCUCAGACAGCUGGAGGAGGGGCACACGGGUCGUUUGGAGCGCACUGAAGAUCUGUGGCUGCGGGUGAGGAAAGAUCACGCCCCACGACUCGCCCGCCUGUCACUGGAGAGCCGAUCGCUCCGAGAUAUCCUGCUGCACGGGAAGCCGAAGCUGGGCCGUGAGCUGGGGCGAGGGCAGUAUGGGGUGGUGUAUCUGUGUGAUAAUUGGGGCGGUCAUCACCCCUGUGCGCUCAAAUCUGUGGUUCCUCCUGAUGACAAACACUGGAACGACCUGGCGCUGGAGUUUCACUACACACGGUCUCUGCCCAAACACGAGCGGCUGGUGAAUCUUCACGGGUCAGUUAUUGAUCACUCUUAUGCCGGCGGCUCCAGUAUCGCAGUUCUGUUGAUCAUGGAGCGGUUACAUCGAGACCUCUACACCGGACUGAAGGCCGGGCUCUGUCUGAAGGAGAGGUUACAGAUCGCUCUGGACGUGGUGGAGGGAAUCCGGUUCCUGCACGGUCAGGGUCUCCUGCACCGAGACAUCAAACUCAAGAACGUUCUGCUGGACAAACAGAACCGGGCCAAAAUCACCGAUCUGGGCUUCUGCAAACCCGAGGCCAUGAUGUCGGGCAGUAUAGUGGGCACUCCCAUUCACAUGGCACCAGAACUGUUUACAGGAAAGUACGAUAACUCUGUGGACGUGUACGCCUUCGGGAUUCUCUUCUGGUAUCUCUGCACCGGAUCUGUCAAACUUCCAGAAGCGUUUGAGAAAUGUUCCAGUAAAGACCAUCUGUGGACCAACGUCAAGAAAGGCUCGCGGCCGGAGCGUUUGCCAACGUUCGACGAGGAAUGCUGGCAGCUCAUGGAAGCAUGCUGGAACGGCGACCCUUCCCAGCGGCCCCUGCUCGGGAUCGUACAGCCCAGUCUGCAGCGCAUCAUGGACCGUCUGUGUGACAACUCCGACCAAAAGAGUGCAAACCUCGAAGACUCAAACUGAAGCGCACACGCACCUGUAGUGAAAAAGCACCUAUUUCGCAUGUAGAAAAAACAGACAGAUGUUUCUUUGAGCAACCGUGAACAAACAUGAUCAUGCACGCCACAUUUACUAAAGCGAACAAGUUCUGCUGCUUCUCAUAGAGCUCCUCUAGACGUGACCGAUUUUACUAGUCCUUGAAUUGUGUGUUGUAGAUUAAUUGAAACGUUCAUUUUUAAAUGGUGUUUAAACUGGUUUAGUUAUCUUGUGAUUUACUUUUUCUUUUUUUUUAAUAAAAUAUUUUGGACCGCUGGACUGAAUUUAUUGAAUUUAU